This is a messenger RNA of Asterias rubens (European starfish), 4217 nucleotides long. RefSeq names its product ribosome biogenesis protein BMS1 homolog. The transcript is spliced from 25 exons. NCBI's taxonomy places the organism in Eukaryota, Metazoa, Echinodermata, Asteroidea, Forcipulatida, Asteriidae. Gene Ontology annotation, biological process: ribosome biogenesis; maturation of SSU-rRNA from tricistronic rRNA transcript (SSU-rRNA, 5.8S rRNA, LSU-rRNA); endonucleolytic cleavage of tricistronic rRNA transcript (SSU-rRNA, 5.8S rRNA, LSU-rRNA). Gene Ontology annotation, cellular component: nucleus; 90S preribosome. The record is from RefSeq and is a predicted model, not a curated record. Gene Ontology annotation, molecular function: GTPase activity; GTP binding; U3 snoRNA binding. The coding region runs from base 145 to 4110 and encodes 1321 amino acids.
GCGGCGCCCAUGAGGCCGAAUGUGUGCUACGGAGCACGUGUAUUUUAGAAGCAAAGUACCGUACAAUCUGUUGUUGUGCUUUUCUUGUGAACUGAAUCUUGAACACAACUUUCGAUAUAAAGUUAGAAGUGCUAUAAACCGACCAUGGAUUCGGAACAGUCAGAUCACAAAACUCACCGUAAGACACAAGCUGGGCCUAAGGCAAAGAAGAAGAAAGACAAGACGCCGCAUGAACAAGAGCAGACUGCUAGAGAGAGAAACCCUAAAGCAUUUGCCAUCAACUCGUUCAACAAGAGGGCAAGAAGUGUGCGCAGGACGUUAGAUAUAAAGACAAAGAAGCACCAUAUUCCUGUGGUUGAUCGAACACCUCUUGAGCCCCCGCCCAUUGUCAUCGCUGUUGUGGGUCCCCCGAAGGUCGGCAAAAGCACUCUCAUCCGUUGCCUGGUGAGGAACUUCACCAAACACAAGCUCACAACUAUCCAGGGACCGAUCACUGUCGUGUCAGGAAAGAAGAGGAGGUUGACCUUCAUCGAGUGUAACAAUGACAUCAACUGCAUGAUUGACCUGGCAAAGGUCGCUGACCUGGUUCUGCUCCUCGUCGAUGCCAGUUUCGGUUUCGAGAUGGAGACCUUCGAGUUCCUGAACAUUGUUCAGGUGCACGGGUUCCCCAAGAUCAUGGGUGUCUUAACCCAUCUGGAUCUGAUGAAGAACAACAAGGCCCUGCAGAAGACCAAGAAACGUCUCAAGAACAGAUUCUGGACUGAGAUUUACCAGGGAGCCAAACUGUUCUACCUUUCCGGUAUGGUUUACGGCGACUACCAGAACAGAGAGAUACUCAACCUGGGCCGGUUCAUAUCCGUCAUGAAGUUCCGUCCGUUAGUCUGGCGUACAACUCAUCCAUACGUCCUUGCAGACAGAAUGGAAGAUCUGACGGACCCAGAGCUAUGUCGACAGAAUUCAAAAUGUGACCGUACUGUGAGUCUGUAUGGUUACAUGCGAGGGACUCCCAUGAAGAGAGGCUGUAACAUUCAUAUCCCUGGCUGUGGUGACUUUCCAACCAAAGACAUCUCCUUCCUCCCUGACCCUUGCCCCCUCCCCAACAAGGAGAAGAAGAGGGCGCUAAACGAGAAGGAACGUCUGAUUUACGCACCGUUGUCUGGAGUCGGCGGAAUCAUCUACGAUAAAGACGUCGUGUACAUUGAUCUGGGAACCAAUCAACCCCACAGCGAAACCACACAGGAAGAGGAACAGCCAGCCAAUGAGCUCGUCUCUAGUCUCAUUACCACCCAGCAUACCUUGGAUACCAAGAUGGCCGCCAGUAAGCUCUCUCUCUUCCAUGAUUCCAUACCCAUGACGUCCGAGGAGGUGUCCAGUAAUAGCGUCCGACUUGGGUCCAUGCUGACGGAGGAAGCUGUGGAAGAUGCGGAUGGCCGCGUCAGGAGGCGGGCUGUUUUUGGGGAGGAGGAUGAAGAAGAAGAAAGCGACGAAGAGGACGAGGAUGAUUCGGAGGAAGAAGAUGAAGAAGAAGAUGAUGAAGAAGAAGAAGAAGAAGAAGUCCGACUGCCGAUUAAGUCUAAGAUGUCUGAUGAGGCACCGCUCAGGAAAAAAAUCAAACAAGACUUGGAUGUUGUUGCCUUCGCCGACAGCGACGACGAGUUAGAAUUUGCUCAAUCAUCCCCGAGGAAGAAAUCGUCAUCCAGCAGCAAAACAGACAAGAGCAUCUCAUCACAAAAGAAGAUGACAAGCAAGCAGAAGAUACGAAGCAUGAGUGAGGAGGAAAGUGAAGAGGACGAGGAUGAGGAUAGUGAUGUAUCCAUGGAGGAUGGAGACAGCGAUGCCAUUCAAGACGAUGAAGGUGAAACAGACAACGACAAAGAUUUAGACUCGGACCUCGAAGUAACUUUUAGAACUAGCGGCGUGAGCAAUGUUAAAAAUGGUAUUGAAUCCAGCAAGAAGGGAGAGAGGACUAAAAAGAAACGGAAUGAGAAUCUUCUCGGAGAUCAAGAUGCUGAGACAUUCGAUCAGCCGAAGCUGAAGGAAGACGAUUUUGGAGGGGAGUUCAGUGAGCAAGAAGAGGAGGAAGAUGAUAGUGAUGCAGGAGACGAAGAAGAUGAAGAUGAAGAUGAAGAUGAAGAGGAGGAGGCAGAUUUAGAUGAUGAUGAAGAUGGUGAAAACUUUGGUGACGACUCAACCUUUGGUUCAGGUCACUUAAAGUGGAAGGACAACCUGUUACAGAAAGCGUCCCUAUCCUUUCUGAAGCAGCAGAACAGCACACCCAACCUCCGGAAACUCGUCUACGGCAGUGGAGCAAGCCAAUAUGACGCUGAGGAGGAAGAAGAUGAAAAUGAAGACGUAGGAGGUCUCUUUAAGAUCACCAAACCUGAGAAGGAAUCAAAGAGCACGAGGAGACGAGAGAUGAACAGCCGAGAUUGUACCAGCUUCCCAGUGGAGCAAGUCCGAGACUGGACCUUAGACGAGGUCAAACAAUUGAUUAGUGACUGCUUUGUGACCGGCAAUUGGGAGCGCAAAGACGACGCUAAGAUGUUACUGGAUCAGGAUGAUGAUCUGUACGGCGACUUUGAAGACCUUGAGACGGGGGAAGUUCACCAUGGCAACAAACCCAAAACAGAAGAUGACUCAGAAGAUAGCAACGAUGACAAAGACAACGAUGACGAAGAAAACGACCAAGAUGAAGAUCAGUCCCAACCCAAGGAGGAGCGGGAGAAGACGGACAAACAGAAACGUCUCGAGCAGAAGAGGAAACUGAAGCAAGCGUUCGACUUGGAUUACGACGGGAAAGGAGACGGUGAUUACUUCGACGAUAUGAAGACGCAGAUGGCUGAACAAGCACAGCUGAAUCGUGCUGAAUUUGAAGAUCUAGAUGAUGAGUUGAGAACACAGUAUGAAGGCUUCCGGCCUGGACUGUACGUCAGAGUAGAGGUGGCCGGCGUACCGUGUGAGUUUGUCAACAAUUUUAAUCCCACAUAUCCUGUCAUACUUGGUGGAUUGUUGAGCAGCGAAGACAAUAUCGGCUACGUACAGAUGAGACUUAAGAAGCACAGAUGGCACAGCCGCAUCCUCAAGACGAGGGAUCCUCUCAUCUUCUCCGUGGGGUGGCGCCGUUUCCAGACCAUCCCUCUGUAUUGUAUGCAAGAUCAUAACAUGAGGACCAGACUACUCAAGUACACCCCUGAGCAUCUGCAUUGCACGGCCUGCAUUUGGGGGCCGAUUACACCACAAGGCACAGGAGUGUUGGCUGUGCAGUCAGUGGCCGGGAGAAAUCCGGGAUUUCGAAUCGCGGCGACGGGAGUCAUUCUGGAUCUGGACAAAUCACUGAACGUCGUCAAGAAGUUGAAACUCACAGGGACUCCACUAAAGAUCCAUAAAAACACAGCUUUCAUAAGUGGUAUGUUCAACACACCGUUGGAAGUAGCAAGGUUUGAGGGUGCUUCGGUACGCAGUGUCAGCGGCAUACGAGGCCAGAUCAAGAAAGCGUUACGGAAACCAGAGGGUGCUUUCAGAGCGUCCUUUGAGGACAAAUUGCUGAUGAGUGAUAUCAUCUUUAUGAGAACAUGGGUACCCGUGGAGAUUCCAAAGUUCUACAAUCCGGUGACGACGUUACUUCUGCCGAAAGACGAGAAGGACACUUGGACGGGGAUGAGGACUGUCGGCCAGAUCAGGAAAGAUAAGAACAUCAAGCUGGUGGCCAAUCAGGAUUCACUCUACAAGCCUACAGAGAGAAAGAUUCAUCACUUCAGUGCGUUGCGUAUUCCUCGAGCCCUACAAAGGGCACUACCCUUUAAAGAUAAACCCAAGAAAGUGGGAAAGAAAGCAAAACAGAGAGGUGGUGGAGGCAAGAAUUACAGAGGUGUCGUGCUGGAGCCGGAAGAGAAGAAGGUUGCAUCCCUAAUGAGUCAACUCAGUACACUGUACAAGGAAAGACAGCGGAACGAAAAGCAGGCCAUGGUGAAAAGAGUCAAGAUCCACAGAAAGAAGGUCAAUGAAAUCGAACAGCAAAGGGACACACGACAGAAGCAGGCAAAGCAAGAAUUAUACCGAGCCCUCGGCAAAAUGCAAAAGAGGAAAGAGAGAGGGAAAAAUCGAGACUAAGGAGCUCCUGAAACAAAAUCUUGGGUUUGAUACCUUAAAGACACUGGACACUAUUGUUAAUUGUCAAAAACCAGUCUUCUCACUUGGUGUAUCUCAACAUAAAUGCA